This is a messenger RNA of Sceloporus undulatus (fence lizard), 1663 nucleotides long. Its product is annotated as muscular LMNA-interacting protein-like. Lineage: Eukaryota; Metazoa; Chordata; Lepidosauria; Squamata; Phrynosomatidae. Bases 98 to 1663 code for a protein of 521 amino acids. Gene Ontology annotation, molecular function: lamin binding; transcription corepressor activity. The record is from RefSeq and is a predicted model, not a curated record. Gene Ontology annotation, cellular component: sarcolemma; nuclear envelope; PML body. The transcript has a single exon. Gene Ontology annotation, biological process: negative regulation of transcription by RNA polymerase II.
AUUUUCUUUUUUUCCUCUCCAGCUAAGUUCUCCUCUGUCUGCCUCUGAUCAUCCUUCCCAUAAAUCACCCACCGCCCAUUUCCUAUCUCCAAUUAACAUGAAAGUAAACCAUGAACUGGCUUCUUCUGGCCUUAAAGCCUCUUCUGUGCAAGAAUCCCAUAGUCAAUGGCAGUCUGCAAAUGGAUCCUCCAUACAUCAGUCAUCUACCUAUUGCUAUUCUUCCACAUCUUCCAGUUUACCUUCUUCCAUACUGAAAAGACCUUCCUUCCCAUAUAACAGCCUUUCAGCCAGUGGUCUCCAGGCUAAUGUUCCUCACCAGUUAACUGAAACCACUUCCUCACCACUUUUAGCAAGCAAGGACUCUCCGUAUCCUUCUUCACAGGUUCAUAGUUCAGUAGAUGUGGUUUGCAGCUCAUCUCCUAAGGUUGCUUCUCCUCUUCCUUCCAAGAGACUUACCGCAUGGUCUGUGGUUCCAAUCUCUAUCACAACACAUUUAUUAUCUCCUAGUCCAAAACCUCUGUCUUCUCCUCUGCACGGUUCUUCCUCAACCUUAUAUAAUGUAAAUAAUCCUUGUAGCCAAAUGUCAUCUAGUGGUAAUCUUCUGACCUCUGACACUAGAUCCCCUCUACCAACAAGACUUUCUGUUUUGACUGCUAUUCUGAAGUCAGGCUCUUCUCCAAAAAGGCCAUUUUCUCCUGUGUCUUGUUCUGCCACACUUUCUCCUAGUUCCUUGGGCUCCUCAACACUGACAAUAGAUCAGAAGUUGAAAACAACUCCUCCAACUCCGAAGAAAUCUUCCUCAAGUUUUUCUGUUAGGUCUGGCUCUCCAAACCAAGAUGGAUUCCACCUUUCAGUAUUUUCUAAUGUGCCAGAUCACGCAAGCUUGUCCUCAAAAUCCAGUCCUAAUCUUGGAACAAGAUCACAGUCCCCUAAAAGGCACCUUGACACCAGGGCACUUUCUCCUGACAAAUUACGCCCUUUGUCCCCCAGAAUUUCUUCCUACAGGAAAACAACGGUAUCUCCUCUCUUUCAACCCAAAUCGCCCAAUUUUUCUUUACCUCCCCAUGGGCCAAGAAAAGGGGCCCUCUCCCCUGCCAAUGGAACACGAGGGCCUGAAAAGUCUAAGAAGAUACGCACCUACUCUCCCACUUUCACUGCCAAGUCCAUUCCCGUGUCGAUGCCUGUUCUCAAUCAAAAGGACAGAGUAUCUCCCACUUCAGAAAAAGGUUGCCUUUCUCCAAAUCUGAUGCAUUCUAGCAAUUCUAGAUCUAAAGGACGUUUACGACGAGUCUCAGCUAAGGAUGCAGAUGCCUAUUUCUCAGUUCCUUCACCUUGCCAGCCCUUUUCUCAAACAGGCCCAGCCUCACCUACUCCUCCAGUCUGUAGUAUAAAACCUUCUUCACCUCAGCCAAAUUCCUCCUCAAUUUACUCAAACUUCAGAGCUUGCCCACCAUCUUCAAGACCCAGGACCCCAACUGUGACACAGCCUAGAUCUCCAACCAUGGUGCACUCACCCUACUCCUUAUCAUCAAGAUCCAGGGAAUCAAUUUCACCACUGUCCUUCUCUUUGCCUUCUGACUCUACGAUUCCCAAGGUACUCUGCUUGCUUGAUGGCUCUCUGGCUUGCUUCUGUUCUUUUAUUCUUUUCCCCAUUCCUUCCUGA